Molecule: messenger RNA, 1017 nt
Organism: Striga hermonthica
Lineage: Eukaryota; Viridiplantae; Streptophyta; Magnoliopsida; Lamiales; Orobanchaceae
Source: the annotation of a GenBank genome assembly
AUGGGGUGCAAGAGCUGGAGCUCUACGGCCCGGCCGUGCGACUCCUGCAAGGCAGCGCCGGCCGCCGCCUUCUGCCGAGCCGACUCCGCCUUCCUCUGCGCGCCCUGCGACGCCGCGUCCCACGGCGGCGCAUCCGCCGCCCUCCACCCGCGGGUCCCGGUGUGCGAGGUCUGCGAACAGGCCCCAGCGGCCGUCACCUGCCGGGCCGACUCCGCCGCGCUCUGCCGCGCCUGCGACGCCGACGUCCACUCCGCCAACCCCCUCGCCCGCCGCCACGAGCGGGUCCCCGUAGAGCCCACCUACGGCGCCGCCCCUGCCUCCUCCUCCGCCGGCGGCGCCGGCGAGGAGGCAUCCGAGGCGGAGGCCGAGGCGGCCUCGUGGCUCCUACCCGACCCGAACAGGAAGCUCGGCGAGGAGCCCGGGUCGCCCGAGUACAAGUCGGCGGGCGGGUUGUACGGCGAGACGGAUCCAGAUCUGGGCCUCGAGUUGGUUACCGGAAAGCCGAAAACGGGUCGUCCUGCCAUUGCUGAGGAGAAACAUUAUUCGACCGAUGGGGUUGUGCCAGUUCAGGGGAAGAACGAAUACGGGUCGGGCCAGUACUCGGGUCUUGUCGUCGACGGGUUUCCGGCUUACGACGUGGGUUAUUAUCACCCGGGUUCUUUGACCAAGCCGAUCAUUUACAACUUCACCUCACAAUCCAUUAGUCUAAGUGUAGAUUCACCAUCCUUAGAUGUGGGAGUUGUGCCGGACCACACAUCAUUGGCCGAAAUAUCCGACGCCUUCCCUAGCAACAACCCCAUUGCUAUUCCAACUCGACUCUCGGCUGUCGACAGGGAAGCUCGAGUUUUGAGGUACAAAGAGAAGAGAAAGAAUCGGAAGUUUGAGAAAACCAUACGAUACGCCUCGAGAAAAGCGUAUGCAGAGACGAGACCAAGGGUCAAGGGGAGGUUCGCCAAGCGCUCGGGAAAUGAAGUUAUUACUUCGUAUGGUGUUGUCCCGAACUUUCUAAAAGUUUGA